AUGUACCUGGCCCGGACUAUGCCGCCGCGUCCGGAGGUGGUGGAGGCCUUCAGGGAUUGGGAUAGCUGUCUGGAGGAUUGCUUUGAGCAGCUUUUCCCACCUGGCACUUGGGAGCAUGACCCCGACCGGUCUAGACGCGCGCGCAUGCAGCUGCAUCUCCCUGUGCGACUCGGAGGGUUUGGGAUCCGGGCAGCAGCCUCUUUGAGUCCGCUGUCCUAUGUUUGUGGGUGGGCGCAGGCCGCGCGUGAUAUUGCACAGUUGGGGGUGGCGGGCGAGGAGGCAAUGUUUGCGGAGUACCUCACCACUUCGGCAGGGGCGGAGUUUCUUGACCCGUGGUUUGCCAAGGCUCUUGAGCAGCUGCCUGCGACUAUACGCCAGGAGAUGCCGGGCUUACCUCUGUGCGGCCCGGGGGCUGGUGCAUGGGUUUCGGCGGUUCCGGCUCACUCAGAUCUCACAUUCACUGCGGCGGAGUGGGGCAUUGCUGCUGCUAUACGGCUCGGGCUCCCAAUUCAGCAGCUGCAGGUGGCGGGGAGGUGUGUUUGUGGCACAGCAUAUGUUGACCCAGCAGACCCGCAUCAUGCCCUGAGAUGCAAGCACAAGCAUGGUCCAUCUCGGGUACAUGAUGAGGUGAAGUUUGCGGUGGCGAAGAUCUCUAAGGCGUCUGGGGGGGUGGUGACAAUGGAGGAUAGUGUGGUGCUGCAGGGGAAGCGGGUUGAUGUGGCGGUGCGACGACCAAUGGCUGGAGAGGCUCACGCCCUGGAGAUCAGCGUCGCGGACCCGCUAUCGCUGUCUCCAUCUUUGCUAGGACAGUGCGGGCGUCAAAUAGGCGUGGCGGCAAGAGAAUGGGAGCGUCGUAAAACGAGCGAUUACGCGCCUCUGCUUGCACGCAACCGGGGCGUGCAGUUCACUCCUCUGAUAGUGGAGACGUGGGGGUGUCUCGGCGGUCGCUUUCGGAGGUGGCUUCGUCAGCAGGGAGAUGCGCACGUGGGGCUAGCUGUGUCGCGGGGGGCUUGUCGGGAGGACGACACUGUGUUUUCGGCUUAUCUUCUAGGGUCACUGAAGGCGCUCAUCGGGGUGGCGUUGCAACGUGCGCAAGCCCGUGUCAUCCUGCUUCGAGCGGCGUCUUCUAUGGGGGGGAUUAACGUUGACUUGGUGGACCGGGAGUGGGACGAUGGCGAUGCGGAAGGCGGGGCUCUCUGGGUGGAGGCCCCGUACAUGGUGGAUUCGCUGUUGUGA
Closterium sp. NIES-65 is the source of this 1236-nucleotide messenger RNA. The record is from the annotation of a GenBank genome assembly. Lineage: Eukaryota; Viridiplantae; Streptophyta; Zygnematophyceae; Desmidiales; Closteriaceae.